AUGAGGAUUCUAUCAUUAUUAGCGUUUCUAACCGCAUGCCAUAGUUAUGAUAUAUUGGAUCCGAAAGAGAGUAGGUCUUACUUGUGUUGAAAGCCGUAAUAAUUAUAUUUCAGGGCCGUUAUUAUCGUUUUUCGUCGGACCUAUGCAUAUACCUGCUUGCUUACUGAAUUGUACUACAAAGUUUCAAGUUGAAUUGAUGUCAUUUGUCACCGGAAAUGUUUCAAUGCAAUCGAGAAAUAAGAUUUGCGGGUAUUUCUCACAAAUUCCUAAUUUUUCUGAUAAACAAUUUUCAGCCUAUACGAAGAUGCUUCCGUCUGCGUCAGAGAACAUUGUUCGGAUUAUGAGAUCUUGUACAGGAAGCUAACUUCAGGAUUUAAUUGGGCUUGUGAUUCUGCAGAUCCAUUCGAGUCAUUGUUCAAAUGUAUUGUUGUGAUGGGAAAACAAGCGCGGGAGGAGAAAAAUUGUGGGACAUUCUGCAACGUACCAACAAAUGCAUUGAUGUCAUUCGAAUCCGCUGAUAAUUUGAUCAGUGGAAUGAAUGACUUUUGUGGACCACUUGCUUGUUAUAUGAAUUGUACAAGAGAACAAAUGAACAGUUAUUGCCCGACAAGUGGAUCUAAACUUAUUCAUGUUGCAGCAAGUGCAUUUGAUGAAUUGAUAUACGAAAUUCAACACACAACUCCUUCUGAAAGACACGAAAUCAUGAGACAAGUUCCUAAAAGUUGUAAACUAUUUUUCAAUCACAAAAUGGUGACAGCAUUUCGUUUCGAUGAGAAAUUUGUUUACGAUUUGUUUUUCAUGAUUACUUCUCGAAAACAACGUGUCAAAAACGGCAAGUUGGAUAAUACAGAAGCUGUGCGAAUUGUUCGAGACUUGAUAUCAAAAAUGGAGAAUGAAGAGAAACCGAAAAAACCAGUGACUUGGACAAAACAAAAUAUUAUGACAGUUAUCUUCAUGGGAUUUGUCCUAUUGUUGAAUAUAAUUGGAUUAGCUUUUACUGUCUAUUGGUGUCUCAAUAUGAAUAAUGAAGGUGUGGCAAGUACGAACAAUCCCAAUUUAGAAAUCGAUCAUUUCUUGGAACCACAAAUUCGAAUGAAAGUCAAGUUUCCAAGAUUGAGAGCAGAUGCUAUAAAGGAUAGUUAUCAAGAUGUUUUGGAGAUGCGCGUGCCAAGAAAUGGAAAUCAAGGAGGAUUGGAUGGUUAGAUUUUUUCAAUUCAUAAUUAUUAUUCAAAAAUAUAUAUUCAGAUGAACAAACGACAGUUGUUGUUCCACGUGACAAAUACCGUCGUCGUCGAACAUUCUCAGUUCCAAUCGAACAAACACAUAAUCGAAAUUCAACGGGUUCUGAUAAAUUCCCACAAGUAGUAGUUUUGCGUAACCAUCACGAGCUUUAA
Messenger RNA from Caenorhabditis angaria, 1394 nucleotides. The record is from the annotation of a GenBank genome assembly. Lineage: Eukaryota; Metazoa; Nematoda; Chromadorea; Rhabditida; Rhabditidae.